UCACUCCCCGACUGCCUGCUGCUGCAGCUCGCAACAACCAUGAUCUCUGUACUUGUGAUCGUUCGAGGCUUCUACAAUGGAGCGAAAGAGGUGCAAAAGUUGCAGAGAAAGCGGAAGACCCGCGUAGUGGGUGUGGCAGAGCUCGGGGGCCCGGAACAUUCCCCCAGACAGACCAGCAGUGAGAUCUGGCGGUGUUCCAAGUUCUCUGAAGUGGACGUCGAAACCACACAGCUGAGAAAAUCGUCGAGUGAACCUGAGUGUCUGGACGUCGUCGUGCCAUUCGAGCCAUUCCCCAACAGGCACGAUUUCCCAGGAUUCCCUAGGGAGGACAGUGCAAGUCCCAACAACAACAGGCUUUUGGACACAAACGGUUGCCAUAACAACAGUUGCCAUGAACACCCACCCGGCCCUGCCCGGUUCAGAAACAUUCGCUCUGCCUGGACAGACGGAGUAAGGGAGAGGGGCAGAGACGUGGAAGCCACGGUAGUGCGUUCUAUACCCGACAACAGAGUUAUGGUUUCGAGGUGACCUGCUGUGGAACGAAACUGGAGCAACAUGAAUACUCUCAAACUAUAAUCUUUAUUCACAUAACGGAACCUAACUGAAACGACGGACGGGAUAAUUUCGUAAAACUCUGACGAUGCGCCUAUCAUCAUUUCUCACAGUCUUCCCUUCAACCAGCUGUACGAACUCCUUACAAAUGUGGCAAAAAGGGACACUUCAUGAAAAAGAGAAAAACUGGAACCAAGCAGCUCUCAGUCAAUCAGAAAAUUCGCAUAAGAUAUUAUUAAGCUCUUGCUAAUCUGACCCUGGUUCUGAUACGCUGGUUGAAUGAAAACCUGGUUGUGCUAAUUAGCGUCAAACCAAACUUACGAAAAUGUCCACUGUUCAAUGCAAGUUGCCCAUUGUUAAAAGCACAGUGUAGGGAAGACCGGGUAAACUAGGAUGCACAUGUACAGAUGGCGCUAAAUGAUAACAAAAGGCAUUACAUGAUGUCUUUGGUCUGAUAUAUUCUCUCUUAUUGCAUAUCCGGAAUUUAGUAGCGACUCCUUGCAGGUUGAGGAGCUCGACUAUCCAUUAUAAGAUUAACCAGUUUCUAAGAAACGUUACACGUAUCAGAUGAAGUACUUUGAAACAGCCAUAUAGAUGAUAAUCAUGUUCGUUAUGCAAAGUAAAGCAAUGCCAACGUGAUA
This is a messenger RNA of Branchiostoma floridae (Florida lancelet), 1193 nucleotides long. RefSeq lists its product as uncharacterized. The transcript has 3 exons. Bases 40 to 528 code for a protein of 162 amino acids. Lineage: Eukaryota; Metazoa; Chordata; Leptocardii; Amphioxiformes; Branchiostomatidae. The record is from RefSeq and is a predicted model, not a curated record.